Ipomoea nil (Japanese morning glory) is the source of this 1290-nucleotide messenger RNA. RefSeq lists its product as uncharacterized. The transcript is spliced from 4 exons. The record is from RefSeq and is a predicted model, not a curated record. NCBI's taxonomy places the organism in Eukaryota, Viridiplantae, Streptophyta, Magnoliopsida, Solanales, Convolvulaceae. Bases 1 to 1290 code for a protein of 429 amino acids.
AUGGCGUCCAAUGAAAGUCGAGGGCCUUUAGCCAAUUUAACAAAUGUUCAAACACCACAAUCGUGCGUUGUGGAUUACAAUAGCUCAUCACCAAAUAUGUCAAUGCAACGUGGUUUGAUGGCAGCUUUUGAUAGUGUGGUCCAUGAUACUCCCUCAAACUCUACAAAUUAUACUGAUUAUUACAGUGAUAUUGGUGAUCAAAUAUACUCAUGCCAGCACUGUGGAGCUAUGUUUUGGUUAGAUGAGCGAGUUAAUAAAUCUAGCGGUGUUCGAAAUCCCAAAUAUUCACUAUGUUGCAGUCAUGGAAAGAUCAAGUUGUCGCCUACAAAUAUUCCACCUCUGGCAAUUAGGCAGUUGUUCUUUAACCAAGAUCAAAAGAGUACCCAUUUCUUGAAGAACAUUCGGUCCUUUAACAAUAUGUUUUGCUUUACUUCCAUGGGUGGAAAAAUUGACAGAACGAUCAACAAUGGGAGUGCACCACCAACAUAUAGGUUACAUGGUCAAAAUUUUCACUUAAUGGGUAGUUUGCUACCACAAUCUGGCGAAAGACCAAAGGAAGAUGAUUCAACCACUACAUUGCAUCGUGAAAUUGUUAAAGACAUUAAGGAUGCACUAGAUGAAAAUAAUGUUUUGGUCAAGAUUUUUAGGAUGGCCAAAACACAGAUGGAAAGUAAUCAUAGAGCAGAUAUUAAAAUCAAACUCAUCGGUAAGAGGAAUAAAGAUGCAAGGACAUAUAACUUGCCACAGGUUGGAGAGGUGGCGGCAUUGAUUGUUGGUAAUUUAGAUCCAAACAUGGGGGAAAGAGAUAUAUUGGUCGAAUCUAAAGCUGGUCAUUUUCAAAGAAUAACUAAAUUAAAUCCAGCAUAUCUCCCACUUCAAUACCCACUGCUCUUUCCUUAUGGUGAAGACGGUUACAGAGACGAUAUACAGUUUAGUAAUGUCGAAGGUCGGAGUUCAAAUGCAAGGAGUAAACUUAGUCCAACGAAGUAUUUUUCAUUCCGUUUGCAAGAUAGGUUCAAUGAAAUCUCAACAUUGCUUUAUGCUAGAAGGUUGUUUCAACAAUAUUUGGUUGAUGCUUAUACCAAUUUAGAAUCGGGACGCUUGGUUUAUAUUAGGACUCAUCAAAAGUCACUUCGGUGUGAAUCAUACAAAUGUUUGACAGAUGCGUUAACACGUGGUGAAGUAGAUCCUACGGCCCAAGGAAAGCGCAUCAUUUUGCCAUCGAGUUUUACCGGAGGUGCAAGAUAUAUGGUGCAAAAUUACCAAGAUGCAAUGGCGAUUUGUAGAUAG